Messenger RNA from Exaiptasia diaphana, 2880 nucleotides. RefSeq names its product melanin-concentrating hormone receptor 2. The coding region runs from base 1547 to 2641 and encodes 364 amino acids. Gene Ontology annotation, molecular function: G protein-coupled peptide receptor activity. Gene Ontology annotation, biological process: neuropeptide signaling pathway. The record is from RefSeq and is a predicted model, not a curated record. Lineage: Eukaryota; Metazoa; Cnidaria; Anthozoa; Actiniaria; Aiptasiidae. Gene Ontology annotation, cellular component: membrane. The transcript is spliced from 4 exons.
CUUUUACUUCAUCAUAAAUGAAUACAAUUCCUUCUCUAUCAUUUUACAUGAAUUUUUCAUACAUUUCGAAUCGAGGGAUGAAGAUACAGGCAAACAAGGCAYUGCUUACCCGAGUGACAUGACGUACAGGGGAAUUUGUAGUUCAGAUGCCUCAGAGUUUGACCUGGCUAUGCUAUUAUUACACUUAAGUUUGAAAUCAUAGUUAAUCGGYGAGACUUGUACGAGGGAAGUGUCCACUUUUCGGAUCCGGUUUUUACUUUGGGGCUUCACUGAACAAUAGGAGAAAUAGGUGCAGACUUUCAGUCUGCUUUCAUACCCGAUUGCUCACGGCGGAAUUGAAGCUCAGAACCGCAUUCCAGAUACAUUACGGUUGYAAAUUGAUUGCAAUGGAAUUCGUUUCCGAUCUCCAGAAAUCUUAACUCUUUUCAUUCCGUCUUGGAAAUGUUCUUUUUCAUUUCAUUUUAUUUCCGCACUGCUUUUUGAGCUUUCUGAUGGGCUUCAUAAUAUCUUUUCAGUCAUCAGUACAUGUAUAUAAGGUCAUUAUGUUUGCUAUCCAUUGCAAUUUGACAUUAAAAGCUGGUCAACCGACCCACUGGCCGAAUKAUUUUCUUCRAAACWGAUGAYAAASAGUAUUGCAUUAGAAUUACCGGGGAAAAGGCUGYGGCGGUGUGGGAAAUGGACUUUUCCUUUUGCGCUUGCAAUUUUUAAAAUUGAAAUCGAAAUAGCUUUUUGAACCUGAAUUUAAAUACGGAACUGUUUUUAGAGGCAGACAGAACAGAGAUAAAGAAAAUAGAUUAUAACAAGCGCAAGGUCGGUACGUAGAAACAUCGGAUCCAUGUCUCAACUGUAAGAGAAAAAAAAACCUUUAGGCGGAGCGUGAAUAGUUCCGGGCGUACAGUUCUUAAAGACGAAGAACUGCAGAGUUUAAUAAUUGUUCAUUGCAUGUGUUUUUUCAACUAUUUUGAAAAUAGUUGCCAGACUUUUAAAAAAAUAUUUCCCUUUUGCCUACGGGUCGCCCACGGAUUCUAUGGCUCAACUGGUAAACAGCCAAUCGGAGCGACUUUACCGUAGUGCAAUAACCAUCAAGCAUUCAUCAAAAGCACAAAGUGACCUAUUACUUGAGUUUGUUAGUUCUUGAAAUGACACAAGUAAAGUCUAAUUCCAUUUUCAACAUUUUGGCAGCCUGGGUGUAAACGUGAUAUGCACGCAUAUUAUUGUGACGCUAGCCAAUUACAUCAGUACUCUAUGCCUCCAGCGAAGUGGUAUAAUUACAACACUUAUCUAAAUAGUUCUUCCACCUGGCAAGUAUUUUUCUUUUUUCGUGACUCCCCGUGCUAUUAUUCACUAAUACGAAUKCACAACAGAGUGAUCCAAUAUCAGCUGAAUUAAAACAACAAUGGGAGCAAUCUAAGGCUAAGGGCUGUUCUACAUUCUGAGAAAGAGGAUUGAGCCUGUUUAACUACGUUUCCCGAGUUAAGAAACCCUGUCUUCCUUUCAAGUUAGCGUGAUCAAAUCAAAAGAUUGGAAAUCGAACRAGGCUCUCACGAUGACUUCAACGGCGGUCACCCCUACUAGUGCAGGAAAUGGAAGCACUCCCUGUUAUAAGCCGCCAGAAUAUAACAUCCCAAGAGUUGUAGAUCUUUACAUCAAUGUGGCAGUAGGCAUCAUCCUGAUCGUUUCUAUAAUUGGAAACAUCCUAGUUGUGCGUGGAAUAUGCAAAAUACCAACCAGACCUGUCAGUUAUCUCUUGAUAGGAAACAUUGCUGUAGCAGAACUCAUCGAAGCGUCGAACUAUUUUUUUGGUCUGCAUUUUUCAACUAGACCAUGGGAUUGGAUAUUCGGUGAGACGAUAUGCCGUCUAACUUUUUCUACAGGCGUGUGCUGCAUUACAGUCAUUUCGUUUACUUUAGCAGCCCUUUCCGUCCAUCGAUGUUGCAUCUUGACRAGACCUCGUAUUCACGUGACCAAAGCAAGGUUUAACGUCUAUGUUGUGGUAGUGUUCUCAUGGCUGUGGGGGGUCUCCAUAGCCACACCCUACACAGUUGUUGGUUGGGUUGUAAAAUACCCACUAUGCAAAGGUGGAGUAWCUCGUUCGUGCAYUUUUGAMACCCCGCACGACAAGUCCAUGUCCACAUACAUCGGUUCGAUUCCAUUCAUCGCGCAUUAUUUGGGCCCUUUGCUGGUGAUUGUGAUCUCGUAUGGUGUGGUCGUGUUUGUACUCAAGAAACACAUCCAAAGAACAAGAAACGAAGAACUCGAGAUGACAGAGAACGUCACCGAACUGACAACCGAAACCAAUGGCCAUGACGAUCCAYCCUCUGCAGAAACCGACCGACGCCAUAGCUGUAAAAUCGUCCAGAUGGAGCUGAGGCUGUUGAGAAUAAUCUUMGCGAYAAUUCUUAUCUAUCUGAUAUGUUAUAGCCCGGAAAACUUCGUGUACCUGGCCAUGUGGUUCAAKUGGUUCCACAUCGAUGAWGACAAGAAAAUGUCGUUUCGAAAACAUACSAACCUUCUUCAUGCGCUCUCCAUGGCUCUGCAUCCAAUUUGCUACGGUUGGAUGUCAGGAAUAAUUCAGAGAAACUUCUUUAAAUGCGCAGAAAAAAAUCAGAAACCAAYUUUAAUUCAUAAUGUUCUAAAGUAAGACGUGAAAGAGCAUUGGUCAAUUUAGCUUCUUCUCUCGUAGCCGKUAUUUGCGCUCGUUCCCAGGUCUUUAACAGCUCCUCAUUGGAGACUAUGGCCAAAUUUCGAUGAAAAUCAUAGUGACAAUAUAUMCUCGUCUUUAAAAUACAUUUAAAAAAAAUCCGGUGUUACCCAGGUCUCUACCUUAAAAACAUCUAGGCUAAACAUUUUUAUAGAAAACCUAAUUCUAAUUUUAUGGAA